Messenger RNA from Thunnus maccoyii (southern bluefin tuna), 2679 nucleotides. RefSeq names its product F-box protein 43 (gene fbxo43). NCBI's taxonomy places the organism in Eukaryota, Metazoa, Chordata, Actinopteri, Scombriformes, Scombridae. Gene Ontology annotation, molecular function: protein binding. Gene Ontology annotation, cellular component: nucleus. Gene Ontology annotation, biological process: regulation of mitotic nuclear division; negative regulation of meiotic nuclear division. The transcript is spliced from 6 exons. The coding region runs from base 16 to 2265 and encodes 749 amino acids. The record is from RefSeq and is a predicted model, not a curated record.
CUCAUAGCAACGCUCAUGAAACAGCUGAGAAUGUUUGGUGUUGAACCAGCUGACUCCUUUUACAAACCGCUAAGCUGCACUGCGCAAGACGAAAAGACAUACCUACACCCAUCACCUGCCUCAUCUCUUACUGCAAAGUCAGUUGACAUCAUCAGGAAAAUGCAGUGCACUCCUGAGUCAAAAGCCUACCAUGACAGCUGCAAAGGCCAGCACUGUUACGACUGUUCUGACAGCGGCUACUCAGGUUUGUUCCACAGUCCGCAGAGCAUUAGUGGAGCGGACUCCUGUAGAUCUUUGUCUUCAGUAGACUUCAAUGAAACACCUAAAGAGAACCUCAGGCUUUCUGUCACACCUAAGGAGAGGACCAGAGAAUCAGUCAGGUAUUUGGGCAAAGACUCUAGGGAGGUACAGUGGCCAUCAGCAGUUAGCUGGUGUGAAACUCCUAAAGGUUACAAGAGAGAUGGCUCACUGCGACACAGACAUCUCAUGUUCAAACCUGCUGUGGAUGUCAAAACUGACAAAACAAGAUCACCAUGCACCAGUAGGCCUGAAUCUUCUGUAAGUGUGAGGUCUGAGCACUGGCUCAGUGUGUCGUUUGACUCUCUUGACACUGUGACGGGGGCUUUGGCAUCAAGCACUUUAAAAUUGGAGCGGGACCUGCAAUUAUCUGGAAGGAAACGUCGUCUCCUCUUCUCUCAGAUGAGGACCUCCACUCUUGAAGAUGGUAAACUCAACUCUGCUCCCCUUUCCAGUUUAGCGAGGCAAGUUUCACUCUCAGAUGCAGAUUUUUGUGCAAGCAUUUCUGCCUCUGAUCAACUUAAUGUUGAGACUCCACGCUUAAGCAAAUUCAAGCCUGCCUCAUCUAAGGAGAACUCUCAGUCACCAGUCAGCGGUGUGACAAAUGACCUAUAUGACAGCUCAAGUGUCUUGUGCACACCGUCAUCCUCACAUACACCCAAAUACAUCAGGUCUGUGUGUGAAGACAGUGGUUUCAGUUCUCUAGCCCUUGAUAAAUCCCAAGACUCCUCGGUGGACCAUGACGGCUCUUUCCAGGAGCUGCUGCUCUCUGCCCCCAGAGGGAACUGUAAAACCCCAAAUCUGGCAGAGGCAAAACGGCGCUCCCUUUUGCAGCGUCAGAACAGGCUUUCUACACUUAAAGAAGGGGGCUCUCAGUCUGAGGAAGACCUGACGGACAGAAAGCAUGAACGUCAACACCACAGCUGUUCUAAAGAAGAUGAGGUUUUUGCUGACAGUGCCACCCCUCGCAGGGUCCUCUCUAUUAAAUGUGGUAAUACCACGACCUCUGAUGGUUUGGCCUCUGCAAAACAAGACUAUGCCACCCCGCUAAGAGCAACUACAGCCAAGCCAGAAAACAUGACACCUUUUAGCACAGCCCCUGCUAAUCCAGAUGCAACUCCUCUCAGGACAACCCCAGUAAAUCUCUCUCUGACACCAGCCCUGCAGCUGGUUCACGCCAUGUGCCAGCAGAAGGCCCAGAUGUUUGUUGGCCAAAGUCCGAGCCUGAAGGAGCAGCUGAAGUCCACAGCAGCACUUGCUGAGACCCCGGUGACGUUCAGGACCACUAUGCCAUUGGCAGGGCUGAUCGGUAGGAAGAUGGGUCUGGGGAAAGUGGACAUACUCACAGAACUGAUGAAGAGGAACCUCAGGCAUAUCCUGGCUGUCAUACUCGGCCACCUGACAGCCGAGUGCAUCUACAGGUGUGGUCAGGUGUGCAAGAGCUGGAAUGAAAUCAUCCAGCAGGACAAGCGAGCAAGCUUUAAGAGAAGAACUCACCUGAGUGAAGUGGAGGCUGCUCUUGAGCUUGGUGGUUCUGUCCAUGUCCCAGAUGCUGAGACCAGACUGACUGUGCUCAAGAGGUCGGCCCUCAAGACUGUUCAGGCCCAGUCCAGGACCUCCAGCUACUGCACCCCGCAGUCAGGAAAUGGCACUUUAACCCCGUUACAGCACAGCGCUUUACAUUCAGGCAGCAGCAGCAAACGCGAAAAGUUUCUAGAAGUUGCCAAAACCCUCUUCAGUGACGAGAGCCUCAAACCUUGCCCUCGAUGUCAGCAUCCUGCAAGGUGUCACUCAGUGAAAGGGGAGGGUGUGUGCAGCAGCGCUGACUGCGGCUUCCAGUUUUGCACAGCCUGCUUGUGUGCUUUUCACGGCUCUAGAGAGUGUGGCAGCAAGUCUGUUGGUCGUCGCAGGAAGGACAUACUUCUUCCAGGAAGCGCUCAAAGCAAGCGAAACGUUAGGAGACUAUGAGCCUAAAGUGGACUGUGUUCCUGUUUGCUAUGCCAAAGUCACUUUUCUAUUUUUGCUGCUGAGUGGUGAAGACUAGGCUUACCAACGAAGAAACUUAUUUGUAGCCAGUACAUGUGAGCAACUUUUGUACUCAUCCAUGUAUCUUCAUGCCUUUAUACCUAUCUAUGUACUGUAUUUUUCCAACUUUUUCGACGCAAUUCUUACUUGUGUGUUUUUAAUUAUGAAUGUGGUGGAAGUCUCACCAGCAGACAACAAUGUAUGAACAUUGCUGCUGAUGUACUUACACAUACACAUUGAUCUGCUGUACAGUAUGUUUUUUUUUUUGUUUUUUUUUGGAAUUCCUGUAUGAGAUCUUCAACUUUUACCAAUGUGUUUUCAGAUCAGUUUUAAAAUAAAUUAGAUUUUUUUUAUAUA